Frieseomelitta varia is the source of this 2669-nucleotide messenger RNA. It is a transcript of the gene glo, whose product is annotated as heterogeneous nuclear ribonucleoprotein H-like. NCBI's taxonomy places the organism in Eukaryota, Metazoa, Arthropoda, Insecta, Hymenoptera, Apidae. The record is from RefSeq and is a predicted model, not a curated record. Gene Ontology annotation, biological process: regulation of RNA splicing. Gene Ontology annotation, molecular function: RNA binding. Gene Ontology annotation, cellular component: nucleoplasm; ribonucleoprotein complex. The transcript has 9 exons. The coding region runs from base 221 to 1435 and encodes 404 amino acids.
AGUUUACGCAAAUCCUAAAGAAAUCAAAGACUUUAUAUAUUUGUGUUUUAUUGUAGAGCGUUUUAUGUUUGUGAACCAGUCACAAACUUCGUUAGGGUAAACGCCAUUUUGCUGAUAGUUUCGUCAAGCGUGGAAUUGGCCGAGCGUUCGCUGUCAAUUAAGCAAAAUUUGCAAUUUUCUUUUCUAACUUAUAGAUCAACACCAGAAAGUCACUACAACCAUGUCGAAUGGAAGUGGAGACCAUGAUGAUGAAGGCUACGUUGUUAAACUGCGCGGACUUCCAUGGUCUACCACCGUUGACGAAAUCAUGAAGUUUUUCAAUGAUUGUUCCAUCACAAAUGGUAAAAAUGGUGUACAUAUGACAAUGUCGAGAGAGGGCCGUCCAAGUGGAGAAGCUUAUGUAGAAAUGGACACGCUUGAAGAUAUUGAGAAAGCUUGCAAACGAGAUAGGGAUCACAUGGGUCAUCGUUACAUAGAAGUUUUUAAAGCAAAAAGAGGCGAAAUGGAGUGGGUAGUCAAGAGAAGUGGUAUGAAUCUAGAGAAUGCUAUGGAUGAUGGUUGCGUGAGAUUACGUGGUCUACCAUUUGGCUGUUCUAAGGAAGAGAUUGCUCAGUUCUUCUCAGGGUUGGAGAUUUUGCCGAACGGGAUUUCUCUACCAACAGACUACACGGGCCGCAGUACUGGGGAGGCUUACGUUCAAUUUGUUAACAAAGAUGUUGCGGAGCGCGCUCUGCAGAAACACAAGGAAAAGAUAGGACACAGAUACAUCGAAAUCUUCCGAAGCAGUUUGUCCGAGGUACGCGCUAGUAUUGGACCGAAAAUGCGAGGUGGGCCGAUGGGUGGUUUCAAUCAGAGACCUGCACCCUAUGACCGAGGCUCUCGUUUUGGAGGGAUGAACCGUUUUAGCAAUAAUAGCCGAGGUUCUAGAAAUAGAGACUUUGAUGGCGGUCCAUGGGCAAGUGGUAAUAACUUCGAUUCACGCGGAGGAAGUAUGGGAAUGAGGGGUGGUUUGGACAUGAAAGGUGGAAACUUUAGAGGCAGUGGUGAUACAUGGGGUGGUAAUUCUGGUAUCCACAGUAUACACAUGCGUGGAUUACCAUUCAAAGCUACUGAGCAAGAUAUAGCCGAUUUCUUUAGACCUAUCGAACCAGUAAAUGUUCGAAUUAUUCUUGAAAAUGGUGGACGUCCUUCUGGAGAAGCUGACGUAGAAUUUGCAACUCACGAGGAAGCUGUCAAAGCUAUGUCCAAGGACAAAAGCCACAUGUCUCAUAGGUAUAUUGAAUUAUUUUUAAAUUCAACUGGUGGUUCAAGCGGAAUGUCAUUGGGUGGCAUUGGAAAUUUCUGCGGAGGCUUGGGUAAUAACUUCAGGCCCGGAUAUUCCCCAAACAGAGGCUUUAGCUCUCAACUAGGAGGAAGUAAUUAUAAUAGUUUUUGAGGUCGGAUGUCGCGUUUCUUACGCUAUCGACGAUAAAACAUUUCAUAAAUCAAAGAUUUAACAUACUGAAUUACAAUUGUAUUACAGUGAAAUUUCAUUUCCGUAUUACGUUCAGUUACGAAAGUUGAUUAGUGUUUCACUGUUAGAACCAUUCAACAGAACAUAAAAUUUGUUUAAUAACUAAAGUAACAUCGAUGAAUAUUAAUUAGUUUAAUAUUUUUUUAAGGGAUUUAAUGAAUCAGAAUUUAUUACGACUUUGUUUCAUUUUCAUUUAUUAUUAAACUAAGAUAAAUAUUAUUUUGAAUCAUUUCAUCAAAUUAUUGAUACAAUACAAGUUUUUAUUCGUAAUGAUCAUAAAAGACAAAUUAUAUUUUUCAGUAUAAUAAUUCCGUUGAAUCCUAAGUCACAAAAAUUAUUAUUAUUUUUUUUUAAUCAUAUCAUCUUGAUGCAUUGUACAUCUGCCAUUUCAUUAAGACCUCACAAAAGUGUUCCAAAUUCUAAUAUUAGAGAAUAAGCAUAUUUAUAACAGCUUCGACAUUCGGUCAUUGUCAACGUUUGCAAAUCAUAUAAGAAUAUAGAUAAUUUAUAUCAAAACACAAACAGUUUAACAAUUACGAUUCAUAUUGUAAUAUAUUUAACUAAAUAAUAAUUCACAGUUACAUUUACAUAGUUUAUGUAUAACUUUAUUAAAUAUUACUAUUCUAAGUAAUGCGCGAAAUGUUUUGACUACGAACUCACGUUUAAUGAUGCAUAUAAUAUUGUGAAAAAAAGCAAUGAAAGAGUAUGUUAAAUAAUUCAGUGUGUACUAAAUCCUGGACUCUAUUCCACUUUUGGCAUUUAUAAAACUCGCAUCAGUCAGUUUGAGUCAGUUUUACUUGUAGUGUGUAUAGUUCUACAGGUUUUCGUGAAAAACAUUACUAUAAAAAAAAGAAUAAAAAAAAAGUACAUGUAACAUUUUAUUAUAUACGUAAUAUAUAAGGAAAAAAGAAAUAAAAUACUCCUUAUCUUUCAUUGUGAAAAUGAAUGUGGUAAAGAAAACAAGAAUGCUUGUAUUUGUUUAGGACUUUAUAUUUUGUACGUAAAAAAAAUUUACAUUCAAAUAAUAAUAAUAAUAUGUAUCCUUAUAAACUUAUCUUAUGCAUGAAGUUAAUAGGAAUGAUGUAUGUUUGAUGUGAUCUAUGUUUUGUAAAGCAUAACAAUAAAUAUUAUCUUCAUAAUUGAAGGUUUUCAUUCA